ACUCUCAGGCACCAUGCUGCAAAUCCUGAUCUUCGCUGCCCUUGUCUUUUGUGGGCGUGGCUUGGAGGACUUCCCAGAUACCAAUACCCGAGUUGUGGGAGGGAACAAUGCCCAAAAAAAUUCCUGGCCUUCCCAGAUUUCUCUCCAGUACUCAUCGUGGGGCUCAUGGAAUCACAUCUGUGGAGGGACUCUCAUUACCCCGCAAUGGGUGGUGACAGCAGCUCACUGUGUGGACAGCAAACUGAAUUUCCGAGUCGUAGUUGGAGAUCAUAACCUGUCCCAGAAUGAUGGCACCGAACAGUAUGUGAGUGUCAGCAAAAUUAUCCAACAUGAGAAAUGGGACACCAACAAUGUGGCGAAGGGCUAUGACAUUGCCCUACUCCUCCUGAGCCACAGCGUCACCCUCAACAACUAUGUCCAGCUGGGCACCCUGCCCCCAUCCGGUCAGAUCCUGCCCAACAACAACGCCUGUUAUAUCACGGGCUGGGGUAGGACCAAGACCAAUGGGCAGCUGGCUGAGACCCUACAGCAGGCAUACCUGCCAGUGGUGGAUUAUGCUACCUGCUCCAGCAGCUCCUACUGGGGCUCCACCGUCAAAAACACCAUGGUGUGUGCAGGAGGAGAUGGCGUGAGGUCUGGAUGCCAGGGAGAUUCUGGGGGUCCUCUUCACUGCCUGGUUAAUGGCAAGUAUGUUGUCCAUGGAGUUACAAGCUUUGUGUCCAGCCUGGGCUGUAACGUCAUCAGGAAGCCCACCGUCUUCACCCGAAUCUCCAAUUACAUCUCUUGGAUCAAUAAUGUAAGUCAGCCCAGUUGCUGGGCAUAA
This is a messenger RNA of Vombatus ursinus (common wombat), 823 nucleotides long. RefSeq names its product chymotrypsin like elastase family member 1 (gene CELA1). Gene Ontology annotation, biological process: proteolysis. The coding region runs from base 14 to 823 and encodes 269 amino acids. NCBI's taxonomy places the organism in Eukaryota, Metazoa, Chordata, Mammalia, Diprotodontia, Vombatidae. The transcript is spliced from 7 exons. Gene Ontology annotation, molecular function: serine-type endopeptidase activity. The record is from RefSeq and is a predicted model, not a curated record.